AUGGACUCGGGCUCAAAGUAAUUCUAACAUAGUCAAGAGGAAUCAAAAACAUCUAUAAGAUUCCACUAUAACCACGAUCAAUUAAUUGUUGAUACCACUCCUUACGAGCAAAAAUCAAGUGCGAGGAAUUCGGCAACUACACCAACUACCAUGAAUCGAAAAAGACCAUUAAGCCAAGGAAGAAAAAUUACCAGCCUCCCCAAAAAUAGACCCUCAGUAGGUCAAGAAUUUGUUUUAAAAUCUAGACUCUCAGUUGGAGCAAUUUUUGCAGGUGGAAAACAGACUUAUGAAGGUAACUUAUAAUUAGCUUCCCUACUCGAAAAAAUCAGUACCCAGAAAAGUCAAAUCGAAAGCUUAAAAAAGGAUUUAAAGCACGAAGAAAAACUAGUUAAAACUCUUAUGUCAAACCCUGAUAAUUAUUAUAUUGGGAAAUAUGCUGAAGAGGCUAAAGCAUGAAAAAACAAAGUCAGUGAGAACAAAAAGGAAAUUAAGCAUAUGGAAUUAGAAAUUAAUGAAUUGAAAAAAAAUAAAGGUGUAUCCAAGGUAUGUGAAUUAAAAGAAGAAAUUGGCAUUCUCUCAAAAAUAUGCCGAAAUCUUGAAGCGCAAUUAGCUGAAAAAACAAGUGAUGCUAAAAGCAUGCAUGAAGAGGAAAAGAAAGUAAAACUAAAAAUCAAAGAUUACGAAAAUGAAAUCGAUGCACUGAAAGCACAAAAUAAAGAAAUUAUAAACAAAUAUCUUGAGAAAGAUUCUAUUAUAUCUGAAUUGAAGAAGGAAGUUGAAAAACUUAGCAAGAAAAAGCUCGCAAAAAGAAAUCAAGCUUUAAAAAAAGAGGUUGAGCGUUUAAAACUCAGGCUAGAAGGAAACCGUUUUGCAGUGGCAAAUUCUAUAGAAAAAGAUGUCAAGAUUAUUGAUAUUCAAAAACCUCAUAUCAUUGAUAGAAAUAAAAUAGAAAAAACCCUUAUUAUAGCUGAUAUAAAGGGUACUAAAUUUAAUCGCAAUCAGAUUCAAACUGAAUUGUUGAUUCCUAAUAUAGAAAGUGCAAUUAAAAAGAAUCCUAAGAAUCAAGUCUCUAUUUUAAAUACUGGAAUUGAACCUGUGCACAAAAGUGCAAAACUCGACCAAGAAUAUGAAACAGUUUAUAAUUCAAUUCCGAACAAUCGAAUAUUAAAUUCCGAAGUUAAUUGCAAUCCUAUCUCAAUAAGCAAUGGAACAACUGAGUUUAAGCAAGCUUUAGACUCUGAUAUUCAAAAAAUUCCGAAUGAAAAUCUAAUUAAACCUGAAGAUCUUUCAGUGCAAUUUGAACAUUUUUCACUCUGUAUGGCAAAUUUUGGACUUACAAAAUCAGAAGUCCCCGAGUAUUUAUUUAAAGAAUCUUUUGAAGAUGAAAUGACAAAAGAUGGGCUUAUUGAUCAUUUAAAAAAAUUCGAUAUUAUUUUAAAAAUGCCAAAACACGAAGAGUUUUGUAAGUUUCUAAUAGAGCCUAAUUUAGGAGACUUCUGCGGUCAAAGCUUUCCAAAUAAAAAAACAGUAAGUCAAAUCUGUGCAAAGCUCAUGGCGAAUCUCAGUGAUUGGGAGAUUAUUAAAGAUAAUGAAGAAGAAAACUUUGAUCAAAUCAUUUAUUCGGAUUUAUGCGAAAACUUACUAGAAUUUAAGAAAAUAUGUAAAUCAUGGGAUAAAGACAACUCUGCAUGUGUAAGCUUAAAUCAAAUUGAACAAGUUUUUAUAAAAUUCCUGAAGAACCCAUCGGCAAAAUUACUGUAUUAUAUAAAAUUUUUUUGUUUUUCCUUAUUACAUCGCAUAGAUGCCAUUCCUUAUAUUAAUGUCUGCAAUAUUAUUCAAAAUUUAGGUAAGAAAAAAUCAAAGUCAGAGACAUUAUCUACUCCAAGUCAAAUUGAAGACAAUAGGUCUAAUAAAAGCGUUGAAAGAGGAAAAAGUCCGAUAGAGGAGGAAUUUGUUGCUGAAAAUUUUGGGCAUACAGAAUCAAUGAGCGAAGAAGCAGCUGAUAUAGAUAUGCUUCAUCCUAAUGAAUUGCCAAGGAAUGAGACUCUAGUUUCAACAUGUAUAGAGGGAAAUAUUGAAAUAAAAGAAGAUAAGGUAUUUGAGGAAAAUAAAUCAGACUUAAGCUCCAUAGAUAAUCCCUCAGAAAGCCACGAAUCUGAUCAAGAAAUUUUAGAGGAAGAUAUGAAUCAAGAAGUGAACGAAGAAUUAGAGGAAACCGAAAGUAUAGAAAAGACUCAAGAAAUAACUGAAUCAGAAACAGAAUUCCAACAUGAGGAGCUGAAUAAUUUGGUGAUCCAAAGCUGUGGACAUACAAAUGAAGUAAGCUCCAAAAGAAAAAAAGAAAAGGACGAAUAUGAAAUCAUAUCGAAUACAGAAAUUGAGCGGCCUCUAACAUCUUUUGAAGAAAGUUCUGAAUCUGAAGAAGAAACGUUUAGAGCAGAAGAAGAAACGCAUAAAGCAGAAGAUGAAGAGGAAGAGGAAGAGGAAUACAAUAUUGCUUAA
This is a messenger RNA of Blepharisma stoltei, 2502 nucleotides long. Lineage: Eukaryota; Ciliophora; Heterotrichea; Heterotrichida; Blepharismidae. The record is from the annotation of a GenBank genome assembly.